Molecule: messenger RNA, 267 nt
Organism: Brugia pahangi
Lineage: Eukaryota; Metazoa; Nematoda; Chromadorea; Rhabditida; Onchocercidae
Source: the annotation of a GenBank genome assembly
AUGCAUAAAAAUUUAAGACAUUCAAUGGUAACAGAUGCAUUGAUGGAUCUUCACAAAUUAGCAGUUGAGCGAUCUCGAAGGCACACAGGGAAAAAGUGCUGUAUUUCAUUACUUGAAUGGUCGAAAUUCAAAAACGUCAGACGACAGACGACAGUCAUGCGUGGGCAGAUGUCAACACGUGAAACAGGUAUCUUUGAUUGGAUUUGUUGUUCUGCGAAGUUUCGCGAUGUCCUUUGUGUGUCAUCGUUGCUCAUUGUAUGGAAUUGA